Molecule: messenger RNA, 864 nt
Organism: Marmota flaviventris (yellow-bellied marmot)
Lineage: Eukaryota; Metazoa; Chordata; Mammalia; Rodentia; Sciuridae
Source: RefSeq, a predicted model, not a curated record
AUGGAAUGCAGUGAUGUGGUGGUACCCCCACACACCAGGUCCUCCUCUUUGCUGUACUUCUUCUCAGUGACUGGCACAUCAGAGGAGAUUUCAGAAGAGACUACUGACACCGGCUCAGGCAACGGGAUCGUAGGCGCCAUUUUCUGGACGACGAGUCUGAUGGGUGAGAGUGUGGAACUGAAGUCUCACGCUUUUGCAGGUUGUAUGAAAGCAGGAGCCAGAGACCCCACACCAGCAGCGACCCUGAGCCGACACCCAGAAAGACCGGCAAUAGUGGCCUCCACCGCCUCACACCCACCCAUCAAGGGGAUUCUGAAGAACAAGACGUCUGCGACUUCCUCGGUGGUGUCCUCGGUGGAGCAGCCCCACCGGAGUGUUGAAGAGGAGUUGAGUAAAAAAUCCCAGAAGUGGGAUGAAAUGAACAUCCUGGCAACAUAUCACCCAGCAGGCAAAGACUAUGGUUUAAUGAAAAUAGAUGAACCAAGCACUCCUUACCAUAGUAUGAUGAGUGAUGAUGAAGAUGCAUAUAGUGAUACAGAAACCACUGAAGCCAUGACUCCAGAUGUUCUAGCUAAGAAAUUAACUGCUGUUGAAGGCUCAGAACCAAAGUAUUGGAUUCAAGAAAAAAAAAGCAGAGUCGAGGAGAAAAAUGACUUCUCACUUGAAGAACGAGAAAAAAAGCGACAAUUUGAAUUGAGGAGGAAACUUCACUACAAUGAAGGACUGAAUAUUAAAUUAGCUAGACAACUAAUUGCAAAAGAUCUACACGAUGAUGAAGAUGAAAUGUUAGAGGCAGACAUUGAACAAUCAAAGCAAGGAUCUACUGCAAGUGGCCAACAGCAAAACAAAUCACAAAAUUUAUAG